UCACAGAAAAACGAACUGAGAAAAUUGAGGUGAUCGAUCUAACGGUUGUUGAUGAAGAUGUGGCGAAACCAUCUCUCAUCUCUGAGGAUGAAAAAAUCAUCAAAAUUAAUGACAACGUAUUAAGGAUUAUCUUUAAACAUGUUAUUGAUGAGAUAUUCGAAAACAUACUUAAAGACGAAAAUGUGGGAAAGGAAGCUGGAAACAUCAUGUGCACUGACAGAAGAUUCAACAUUAUUUUCACCAAAGUUUUCUUUAAAGAACUCGAUUACUAUGUCAAAAAAAUGAGAGUUUUUGAAACAGUGCUCCUAUCACAAACCGAAAUUGAGGUAACCUCUGAAAUCAAUAUCGAAAACACAAAACACUUGGAAUCACUCCCGGAAAUCAAAAAAAUGUACAGAAGUGAAUUUCUACUAAGAGUUAUGACCAAAAAUAAAUCUUUAGAAAAUAUUUUACUGAAACACAAAUAUCAAGCUGUCACCGAGUAUAUUAAUAUGAUAUUAGAAGACAUAAUGAGUAUUAGAGACGAUUUUGACAGUCACAUAUUUGCCAUGAUUAGAAAAAUCUUUUCGCUCGAAGCACUCGAAAAAAACGGAUUACAAGAUAUGUUACGAAUAAAAUACCAAAAAAAAGUAACAUAUAAAAUAGAUGUAAUUGAAUUAUUAAAUUUGUGGUGUGUUGUUAAUAAUUUCGUAAGCCUAUUACACGAUUUAAGUCCAGAAG
Racocetra fulgida is the source of this 720-nucleotide messenger RNA. The record is from the annotation of a GenBank genome assembly. NCBI's taxonomy places the organism in Eukaryota, Fungi, Glomeromycota, Glomeromycetes, Diversisporales, Gigasporaceae.